Filobasidium floriforme is the source of this 2869-nucleotide messenger RNA. RefSeq lists its product as uncharacterized. The transcript is spliced from 2 exons. The record is from RefSeq and is a predicted model, not a curated record. NCBI's taxonomy places the organism in Eukaryota, Fungi, Basidiomycota, Tremellomycetes, Filobasidiales, Filobasidiaceae. The annotation marks the transcript as partial.
UUCAACUACACAUACCAUACACCGCACAUACAACUCGCGGUCUCCCAUACCCUUCAACCUCUUCAAAGAGCUGAAUACACUCCCUACAUCAGCUUGUCGAAAACCCUCGCAUUAGUAGUGAUACCCUUCGAACAGACAAUCUCUCAACCCUCAUCGCGAUAUUCGCUACCUUCCUCUCUCAUAAUUGUCAAGAUAUCCUCCAUCGCAACACACAUCUCAACUAGGAAUCUAGAGGCUUAUCAGACGAUCCAUCACACCUUUACAAGUGCCAUUACGAUGCAUGUAACGAUUGAGGCAGCGGACCAACAAGCGCAACGUUCGCUAUCGCCACGGGAAUUCACACCUCAACCGGUGGUCGAACGCAUCAUCCCGUCUUCAUCGUGUUGUUAUUGCUCGAACAAACAGAUAAAUCGUGGCCAUACGGUCGAUGUGACAAGAAGGUCUGAACAGGCUAUAGUCAAUACCCAGGAAUCUAUAACCAUGAUGCGAAGUCGAGAAUUGGAAACGAGACCACCACGAACUCAACCGAAGAGGAUGUUGGGAAAUCCAGUCCGGAUCACGAAGCACCAUCACCUCAACAAUUCAGCUACUCACCAAAAACUACCCGUUGAUGCUCUUGCCGUCUCAACUCCAGAAAUCUCGCGGAAUAACUCGACGCUUGAGACUGCUUUCAUCGUGGCCGGCAUGAGCUACCUCCUCCUUACAUCUGUGAACGCGGCUCCGACUCCGCAGGCCGAGCAAGGCAGUCCUCUGCAACAUGAGCCAACCCUACUCGAGCAGACGGAACCCUCCCUACCGGAGUGGGCCAGCUUCACAUGGUCGAGCGUGGACACUUUCACCACAACUCCGCGGACAUUCGGCGAUCCUGUAGCGACCAGUAGUAUCAGCAUCGCCAACUUUGGUUCUGGUACGGUUUAUGGACCUGCUCCUGUUGCCAUGACCCAGGACGCAAUCGCCAUGACGACCGGGCUGGUGACGCCGCCAGCUAUCGAGCUAAACACGGUACUGGAUCCAACUCCGAGCGACAUUUCAGUCACGUCCCGAGUAUCGCUCGCCAUGACAACCGAAGUGAACACUCCGUCUUCUAUCGAGCUAAACACCGCGAUGCAAUCCGCUUCGAGCGAUAUCCCGACUAUCAUUCCGGCCACGGCGACCCCUACAACCACGUUCAACCCGCUUCACUUGAUCCUUCCGGCAGGGCUGCUCGUUAUCGGUGCCGGCCUGUGGCUAUUCUUUCGAAUCAGAAGGAACAAGCGAAGGCGGCAAGGGGUCCCUCCUCUCUCACCAAGCAUGUCUUAUAAGCCUUGCGAUGGAAACGACCGAUCAUACGUCGGGUCUACGGAUUGCAAUCCGCUUGGUGGACUUCAAGCUUUAGAUCAACCUUACUCUCUAAGAUAUAAAUGGCAAGACACCUGCUCUUCCCACACGGGCCGUUCGGAUCGAUCGGAGGGUUCCACUCCAAGUGCUACUCUCGAUCAUCCCAUGCAAGCUUAUGCUCGGCUCUCAGGGGAGCAUUGUCGGUUCCUGCGGCGAUCGGAUUCUGUCAAGCCACCCAAAAUCAUCAUCCAAGCUCCCACGCCGGACAGCACCUGGAAGCGCAUUCGUUUCACUCAAAACGAAGAACCCACUUCACCAAAGAAACGCUCGUCCCCGUGGAAGCGCUUUCUCAAGAGAAGCAAGGACUCAGUCGAGCCUCGAGUGGACGAUGGCGAGUCUUUCUUGGCGGGGAAACCGUACGGCUCGAUGGGACAUUCCGAAACAGGAGCCUCUCCCAGGUUCCUCACUCGGCCCACCGUGGAUGAAACCCGGUCGAUCGUCAGUCAAUCCGAUGACAUUCCCCGCUUGACCUACACCGUCACGUCAGAACCUCCGAUCGACUUGACGAUCUCAUCGGAUGACACCUCUCACGGCAGCGGCUCGUCUCCUGAGCCCGCUGGAAGUCCCGUGUUGAGCGCUCUUAGCCAAUAUAGUACGGUUUCCACCUUAAUCCCAUCGUAUUACUACAGCCCGCUCGCAGCCACAAUAGUGAGGGCAGGGAAACAGCGUCCGGGCACAGAAGCAACGAUGUCACCCUUGAUGGAACAAGAUGUCGCUACCGUCGCGCCUCUUACAUCUGUCUUGGACGGCCUCAGCUCCGUCCCCUUGAUCAGUCGUCCUGGAAACCAGAGACAUAUUUCAAACGAGUCCUUCGUCUCCGUAGGCUUACUCGAGGGGUUCGCCGACCAGGAGUCUCCACCCAUCGAGGCUAGUGGUCUACGCAUCGUGACAGAGACGCCAUCCCCGCCUGUCUGCAUCACCGCAUCGACCAUCACUCAGGAGGGGUCAUCAUACUUUACGAUCAAACCUUCGCAGGCCCCCAGUACUCCUACGCAAAUCCCUAGAGACGAAGCAAGGCUCGCGUCCCCUCGAAAGACGAUGAGAGGUCCGCGCCUCUUGAUCCGCAAGAACCCCGAUCGAAAGGAGAUCGAAUACGUCUCCCCGAGCAUUGAAGUGACUCCUCAGACCGCUAUCCCCGAAGAAGGAUCCCGACGAUCGCGAAAAAAGAAGCAUGGCGGUCAUCAUCGCUCGAUCAGGACACCUACCGGAGGUCGUCCAGCACCAUCGCAUGUCAAGCGUCACUCUACUGCGCACCUUUCGGACAUCUUCGCACUGCCGGAUGGUGCAAAGCAGACCGGUGACGAGACUGGUCCCGCACCGACCCUCGAACAAGAGGCGGACAGGCGACCCUUAUAGGGAUUUGAUUCUGUUACACAUCCACGUGGCUGCAUUGUCUCUCAAAAGACCUCUUACUCAUAAAACGACGACGAGAAUUUUGUGUCGAGAGAGCCCCUUGUAUUCGCGGAUAUCGGUUUAAUCACGUCGCGGUAUA